Molecule: messenger RNA, 884 nt
Organism: Triticum dicoccoides
Lineage: Eukaryota; Viridiplantae; Streptophyta; Magnoliopsida; Poales; Poaceae
Product: Bowman-Birk type trypsin inhibitor-like
Exons: 2
Coding region: 48-653 (201 amino acids)
Cellular component (GO): extracellular region
Molecular function (GO): serine-type endopeptidase inhibitor activity
Source: RefSeq, a predicted model, not a curated record
GACUUGGUAAAGGCGGCCGAAGAAGCAAAGCUGACUAAUCUGCAACCAUGAAGAUGAAGAGAUGCAUCCUGCUGAUGCUCGCACUUGAGGCCGCCGUCCUCGUCGCCGGCCGCCCCUCCGCUGUUGCCGUCUCCAACGACGUGGGCACCAUUCUCAUGCCGACCGAAGGCAAAGGGCAAGUGGGAACGGCGGCGGCUUCCAGGCCAUGGGAUUGCUGCGACAACACCAUAUGCACCAGGUCCUUGCCGCCAAUCUGCAUCUGUCUGGACGAGGUCGACGAGUGCGCCUCCACCUGCAUGGCCUGCGUGCCGUCCGUCUCAAACCCAUUCCGCCGCGUCUGCGGAGACCGGUACUACGGCGACCCCGGGCCCAAGUGCACCUACAACACCGUCGCCGGCGACAACAACGACGACGCCCUCGUAGCGGCGGCGGCAGAGGAGGAGAAGCCGUGGGAGUGCUGUGACAUGGCUCUGUGCACCAGGUCAUACCCGCCGAUGUGCCGCUGCGUGGACGAGGUCGAGCAGUGCGCUGCAACCUGCAAGAGCUGCGGGGUGUCCAUCUUGAACCCGUUCCGCCACGUCUGCAACGACUGGUACAACGGCUUCCCAGGUCGCAAGUGCACCGAGGCCGCCCACGCCGGCGGUAAUAACUAGCACCUGCGUUGAUCAACGCCAUCAAGAGUGCACUUGAAUUUCCCCUGCAUGCAAUGUGUUACAAAUUACAAUAAAAUAAAAUAAAAAAUGGAUGGCCGGCUGGCUGGCCUGCUACCGCUACUGCUUGCCUGAAUGGUGAUCAGACAAGCAUGCAUGCAUGAAUAAUGACGAGUCGAGCGUCUGCAUGUUGAAAUAUUUCAAUUAUGAAUGGUGUGGUUUUCUUCCCGACAA